Molecule: messenger RNA, 2838 nt
Organism: Peromyscus eremicus (cactus mouse)
Lineage: Eukaryota; Metazoa; Chordata; Mammalia; Rodentia; Cricetidae
Gene: Satb2
Product: SATB homeobox 2
Exons: 10
Coding region: 48-2273 (741 amino acids)
Biological process (GO): chromatin remodeling; regulation of transcription by RNA polymerase II
Molecular function (GO): RNA polymerase II cis-regulatory region sequence-specific DNA binding; DNA-binding transcription factor activity, RNA polymerase II-specific
Source: RefSeq, a predicted model, not a curated record
UUUAUUGCGACCUGCCGGUGGGAACUUUGUCUCCAAAUCGGAGCAGCAUGGAGCGGCGGAGCGAGAGCCCGUGUCUGCGGGACAGCCCCGACCGAAGGAGCGGCAGCCCCGAUGUCAAGGGGCCUCCCCCGGUGAAGGUGGCCCGGCUGGAGCAGAACGGCAGCCCCAUGGGAGCCCGCGGGAGGCCCAACGGCGCGGUGGCCAAGGCCGUGGGAGGUUUGAUGAUUCCUGUCUUCUGUGUGGUGGAGCAGUUGGAUGGCUCUCUUGAAUAUGACAACAGAGAAGAACACGCCGAGUUCGUCUUGGUGCGAAAAGAUGUGCUUUUUAGCCAGCUGGUGGAGACCGCGCUCCUGGCCCUGGGGUAUUCCCACAGCUCUGCAGCUCAGGCCCAAGGAAUAAUCAAGCUCGGGAGGUGGAACCCUCUCCCCCUUAGUUACGUGACAGACGCCCCUGAUGCGACAGUGGCCGACAUGCUGCAAGAUGUCUAUCACGUGGUGACGUUGAAGAUCCAGUUACAAAGUUGUUCGAAGUUGGAAGACUUGCCUGCGGAGCAAUGGAAUCAUGCCACAGUCCGCAAUGCCUUAAAGGAACUGCUCAAAGAGAUGAACCAGAGCACAUUAGCCAAAGAAUGCCCUCUCUCCCAGAGUAUGAUUUCAUCCAUUGUAAAUAGCACAUACUAUGCCAAUGUGUCAGCAACCAAGUGCCAGGAGUUCGGGAGAUGGUAUAAAAAGUAUAAGAAGAUUAAAGUGGAAAGAGUGGAGCGAGAAAACCUUUCAGACUAUUGUGUUCUGGGCCAGCGUCCAAUGCAUUUACCAAAUAUGAACCAGCUGGCAUCCCUGGGGAAAACCAACGAACAGUCUCCUCAUAGCCAAAUCCACCACAGUACUCCAAUCCGAAACCAAGUGCCCGCAUUACAGCCCAUCAUGAGCCCUGGGCUUCUCUCACCCCAGCUCAGUCCACAGCUGGUCAGGCAGCAGAUAGCCAUGGCCCACCUGAUAAACCAACAGAUAGCCGUGAGCCGGCUCCUGGCUCACCAGCACCCUCAAGCCAUCAACCAGCAGUUCUUGAACCAUCCACCCAUCCCCAGAGCAGUCAAGCCAGAGCCAACCAACUCCUCUGUGGAAGUCUCUCCUGAUAUCUACCAGCAAGUUCGAGAUGAGCUGAAGAGGGCCAGCGUGUCACAAGCUGUCUUUGCAAGAGUGGCAUUCAACCGCACACAGGGACUGUUGUCAGAGAUCCUGCGUAAGGAAGAGGACCCCAGGACUGCUUCUCAGUCUCUUCUAGUAAACCUGAGGGCCAUGCAGAACUUCCUCAAUCUGCCUGAAGUGGAGCGUGACCGCAUUUACCAGGAUGAGCGAGAGCGGAGCAUGAAUCCCAAUGUGAGCAUGGUCUCCUCUGCCUCUAGCAGUCCCAGCUCCUCCCGAACCCCACAGGCCAAAACCUCGACACCGACAACAGACCUCCCUAUUAAGGUGGACGGUGCCAACGUCAACAUCACAGCUGCCAUUUACGAUGAGAUCCAACAGGAGAUGAAGAGGGCCAAGGUGUCUCAAGCCCUGUUUGCCAAAGUGGCUGCAAACAAAAGUCAGGGCUGGCUCUGUGAACUGCUUCGCUGGAAGGAAAACCCCAGCCCAGAAAACCGCACCCUUUGGGAGAAUCUCUGCACGAUUCGCCGCUUCCUGAAUCUUCCCCAACACGAGAGGGAUGUGAUCUAUGAGGAAGAAUCGCGACAUCACCAUAGCGAGCGCAUGCAGCAUGUGGUACAGCUCCCGCCCGAGCCUGUGCAGGUUCUUCAUCGACAGCAGUCCCAGCCGACCAAGGAGAGCUCCCCUCCCAGAGAAGAAGCGCCCCCACCACCUCCUCCAGCUGAAGACAGUUGUGCCAAAAAACCUCGGUCUCGCACAAAGAUCUCCUUAGAAGCCCUGGGCAUCCUUCAAAGCUUCAUCCAUGACGUAGGCCUCUAUCCUGACCAGGAAGCCAUCCACACACUCUCAGCCCAGCUGGAUCUCCCCAAACACACCAUCAUCAAGUUCUUCCAGAACCAGAGGUACCACGUGAAGCAUCAUGGGAAGCUGAAGGAGCACCUGGGCUCCGCGGUGGACGUGGCAGAGUAUAAGGACGAAGAGCUGCUGACCGAGUCCGAGGAGAAUGACAGCGAGGAAGGCUCGGAGGAGAUGUACAAGGUGGAGGCCGAGGAGGAGAACGCCGCCGCCGCCGCCGCCGCCGCCACCGAGAAGAGCAAGGCAGCGCCGGCUGAAGCCGACCAGAGAUAAUGUGAACUCCACCAGGCAAAGCAAUACAUGGGUCCAAGGACUUUCUGUUUUCAUUUCCUUAAAAAAAAAAAAUCUUCUUGGCUUUGUUUUUAAUGUCUGUUUUAUUUUUCUUACCCUUAAUGGCAUUCCUCUGUUGCACAGGAUAGCCUACAGACUGAGUAAGCUCGGUGUUUCUGAGUCAGGCGCCGCCUUGGCAAAGACACUAAGUGUCAGACUUUUACAAUUGACUGGACCGUAGUAAUUCUAGUCACAGGAGACUCUGCCUUCAUUCUCCUUGGACUCACCGAAGAGACACCAGGCAAGUUCCAGGACGCAAAGACCCACGACCUAAAUGAAGGAAGCUACGAGUGUGUGUAUAUGUAUAUGUAUAUAUCUCUAUAUUUACAUAUAUAUAUUAAAAAUCGCAUGGGACAGAGAACUUUACAACCUGAAAGAAUAGACUGUGAAAUGGGUUCUUAAAAGACUUGUUUAUGUAUAAAGAAAAAUACCACUUCACAGUGAGUCGCUUUGGCUUUUUGAGAAACUGCGGCCUGCUCUCAGGGUGGGGUGACUAUUUUUGAAUUCC